Molecule: messenger RNA, 3494 nt
Organism: Magnolia sinica
Lineage: Eukaryota; Viridiplantae; Streptophyta; Magnoliopsida; Magnoliales; Magnoliaceae
Product: protein MEI2-like 2
Exons: 13
Coding region: 279-2912 (877 amino acids)
Molecular function (GO): RNA binding
Source: RefSeq, a predicted model, not a curated record
GGAUUCGUCCCCAGACCCUCUCUCUCUCUCUCUCUCUCCUUUCCAAACCCUGCAGAAGCAAGCAGAGCAGAAAACAAAAUAAAAUCACCCUUUCCUCAGAUAUUUCGUUCUGUCUAUCGCGCAACAACUUCCAAAAUCGCGAGAUCCAUCCGAAGUGGAGUUCCCGCACCACUCUCGCCCCCGACUUUAGGGUUUCUAACGGUCGAAUUUUAGGUUUUCUGCUUCGGACGACUGUCUAGGGUACGAACCCGACUUCUUGUAGAGCAGAAGGCGAUGCAAUGGAGCAGCCUCCAGAUGAUUCACUCUCAGGUCUUUCCAAGAUCUCAUCAGCAAAGAUACCUCAGAAAGUGGGAAGUGGCGCAUGGGGGAUUCCAUCUGGGUCUGAUUCACAUAAUGGAUCAAAUGAUGCUAGCCUGUUUUCUAGCUCGUUACCUGUGUUGCUACAUGAGAAAUUGAAUUUUAUGAACCCGAAAAAUAUUGUCCAAUCUAUUGAUGAUGCCACAUCUAAGUUUGGUAAACUGCAUCUUGAUGUGGAGGUUAAGGAGACCAUUGAAGACAAUGAGCCCAAUGGAAUUGGAAGCCUGCUUCCUGACGACGAGGAUGAGCUUUUAGCUGGUAUAAUGGAUGAUUUUGACCUCAGUGGGUUGCCUAGUCAAGUGGAGGAUCUCGAAGAGUAUGAUCUUUUCGGUAGUGGAGGGGGUAUGGAAUUGGAUUUUGAUCCUCAGGAGAUCGUGGGCAUUGGUAUUGCCAAAGGAAGUAUAAAUGAUGGCUAUGCUGGAAAUGGAACCAUUCAGUAUGGUCUUCCAAAUGGCGUAGGAACUGUUGCAGGGGAACAUCCAUAUGGAGAGCAUCCUUCUAGAACAUUAUUUGUGAGGAACAUCAAUAGUAAUGUUGAGGAUUCAGAACUACGAGCUCUUUUUGAGCAAUAUGGUGCCAUCCGGACUCUUUACACUGCAUGUAAACACAGGGGGUUUGUGAUGAUUUCUUACUAUGAUAUUCGUGCUGCUCGAACUGCAAUGCGUGCAUUACAGAACAAGCCUUUGCGACGAAGAAAACUUGACAUUCAUUUUUCAAUUCCGAAGGAUAACCCAUCGGACAAAGAUAUUAACCAAGGAACUCUUGUAGUUUUUAAUCUGGAUCCUUCAGUUUCGAAUGAUGAUCUCCGUCAAAUAUUUGGGGCUUAUGGUGAAGUCAAGGAGAUUAGGGAGACACCGCACAAGCGGCAUCAUAAGUUUAUUGAAUUUUAUGAUGUCAGAGCAGCUGAAGCAGCUCUUCGUUCAUUGAAUAGGAGUGACAUCGCUGGGAAGCGCAUAAAGCUUGAACCUAGCCGUCCAGGUGGAGCACGGAGAAAUACCUCUUCUGUGUCCAGCUUGAUGCAACAACUGACUCAAGAAUUGGAACAUGAUGAAACCAGAGGUUAUCGACCUCAAGUGGGUUCGCCAAUAGCCAAUUCUCCUCCAGGCAGUUGGGCAUUCAGCAGCCCAAGUGAAAAGAGCUCAGUGCAAGCUUUUAGCCAGUCUCCAAAUUUAGGAACCAGCAGUCCUAUGUCCAACUAUUUGCCUGGACUUGCUUCCAUCCUGCCUCCCCUGUUAUCAAAUUCUGCCAAGAUUGCACCUAUCGGGAAGGACCAAGGUAGGGUUAGCCACACAGACCAGGUAUUUGCCCACACCAAUUCAACAAAUGGCACUGCUUUUCAGCAUUCUCAUUCCUUUCCAGAGCAUAGCAGUGGAAUGAUGGCAAAUGUGAGCCCCAGUCCUGGAACUGUGUCUUCUUUCGGUCCCUCAACCUCAAAUCCAUCUGGUAUUGGAACAUUGACCGGGCCUCAGUUUCUCUGGGGUAGCCCCACCCCUUAUUCUGAGCACACACAUUCGUCUGCCUGGCCAACACCAUCUAUGGGACAUUCUUUCUCAUCAAAUGGGCAGGGACAGGGCUUUCUAUAUUCUAACCGUAACAGCUCUUUUGUUGGUUUAUCUCACCACCAUCACCAGCAUCAUGUUGGAUCUGCCCCGUCUGGUGUUCCUUUAGAGAGGCACUUUGGUUUUUUCCCCGAGUCACCAGAAACAUCUUUCAUGGGCCCAGUUGCUUUUGGAGGCAUGGGCCGCAACGAAGGGAAUUUCAUGAUGAAUAUGGGUUCUCGGGCUUCUCUGAACGCUGGUGUUGCUCUUUCGGGAAACAUGUCUGAAAACGGUUCCCCCAGCUUCAGAAUGUUGUCCUCACCAAGGCUGGGUCCUAUGUUCCUUGGUGGCGGGGGUCCAUUUCCUGGGCCAGUAACCCCAGGCAUUGAUGGACUGAUUGAGCGUGGACGCAGUCGGCGGGUUGAGAACAAUGGAAACCAGAUUGACAGCAAGAAGCAGUAUCAGCUUGACCUGGAUAAAAUCAUUAGUGGGGAAGAUACACGGACGACUCUAAUGAUAAAAAACAUUCCUAAUAAGUACACUUCAAAGAUGCUGCUGGCUGCCAUCGAUGAAAAUCACAGGGGCACUUACGAUUUUCUCUACUUGCCUAUUGAUUUUAAGAAUAAAUGCAAUGUGGGUUAUGCGUUUAUAAACAUGAUCUCUCCUUCACACAUCAUCCCAUUUUACGAGGCAUUCAAUGGGAAAAAGUGGGAGAAGUUCAACAGUGAGAAAGUUGCUUCAUUGGCUUAUGCCCGAAUCCAAGGCAAGGCGGCCCUUGUCACCCAUUUCCAGAAUUCAAGCUUGAUGAAUGAAGACAAGCGGUGCCGCCCUAUUCUCUUCCAUUCCGAGGGAUCUGAACUUGGUGAUCAGGAACCAUUCCCCCUGAACAGCAUAAAUGUCCGCUCCCGUCAGCAAGAUGGGACAAGCCGGGAGGAUUUGUCCGCAAGUCCACCAAAUGGUUAUUUAGAUGAGAAACUGGAGAAUAUCCGACUUGGAAGCAGCUCAGGAGAAGGAUAACAGAUUCUCGCAAGAUAAGAUUGCUGCACUGUUGCAUACGUAUAUAAAUGUAUAAAUGGUGAGAUUUUUUUUUCUUUUCUUUUUUAAAGGUAAGCAGGUGAUGUGUAUUGUAUAAGGUGUAGUUGGUGUCCACUUUUGGAGUGAUAGAUGCCCCGUUUCGUCUCAGUAGCAAACUGUGAAUGAAGCAGAGUGGGAUCGGCCCUUUUUCUAUUUUUGUCAUAGAGAGAAAUUCGGUCUCGUGGAAGAUAGGAUAGCGGGAGAAUGAUAAGGGUGGAAAUGUACAGGUGAAUGUGGUCUCUCUUCUGGUGGGUGCAUUGCUCACCGGUUUGUAAAUGGUCUUUUAUCCUUCCUUUUUUUUUGGUGGGGUUUAUAUUUGCAAAUAUGGGUGAUUAAAUGUCUAGGAAUGGGAAUAGAGAUGUCAAUGUUCUUUUCUUUUAUUUAUUUUAUUUCAAGGGGUGUUUUGUAAUGUGUAGAGGUGAACCUCGAAAAAGUGUAGAGGUGAAACAACAGAUCCUGCUUUCUUUGACUGUGUUGUAAGACUCGGGUAUAUAUAUAUGGAACUUUAAAGAGACUUGAUGUGCA